Molecule: messenger RNA, 2215 nt
Organism: Sorex fumeus (smoky shrew)
Lineage: Eukaryota; Metazoa; Chordata; Mammalia; Eulipotyphla; Soricidae
Gene: ZNF213
Product: zinc finger protein 213
Exons: 7
Coding region: 486-1850 (454 amino acids)
Biological process (GO): regulation of transcription by RNA polymerase II
Molecular function (GO): RNA polymerase II cis-regulatory region sequence-specific DNA binding; DNA-binding transcription factor activity, RNA polymerase II-specific
Source: RefSeq, a predicted model, not a curated record
CCUGAAGGCGGCUCUGGGAACGCUGGGGCAGCUGUGGCUGUGGGCGGCGUGUCCGUUCGGGGGCGGGGACCGGCGACGCGAGCCGCUGGGCUCCGAGGUGGAGCGCGGGGCGGCUGCCCCGAGGCGGAGGCCGCAGGGGCCGCUGUGGGCCGGGAAGUUCCUGAGGGGCCCGGGGCGCCGCCGCGCCCUGGGGUCCCGGCGCGGACGGCCCGCACCCUGCCUGUGCGCCGCCGCGCGCCUCCCGCCCGGCGACCCGAUGGGGAGAAUCAAGCCCAGUAAACUUUUGACUAGCUGUAACUUUUGACUCCCCCAAAACUUCUACAGAACUUGGUCUCAGGCUGGAAAGAGAGACAGCAGGAGGCUGCUCAGACUCGUGUGUGCAGAUGCGGACUCCGACACCACAGGAGUGCCCUGUGGGAGACUGAGGGGCUGUUCCUGGCCCAGCUGGAGGCUGAUCCCAUCUGCCUGAGCCACAGGCCAGGGGCAUGGCAGCGCCCCUAGAGCCUCAGGACCAGGCCCUUGGAGAAGGACUUCUGAUCGUGAAGGUAGAAGACUCCUCCUGGGAGCAGGACUCUGCCCUGCCCGAGGAUGCCAGGGAGGCCCAGGAGGUCGAGUCCUGCCGCCAGCGCUUCCGGCACUUCUGCUACCAGCAUGCCAGUGGGCCCCAUGAGGCCUUCAGCCAGCUCUGGGAGUUGUGCUGCCGCUGGCUGCGGCCCGAGCAGCGCACCAAGGAGCAGAUGCUGGAGCUGCUGGUGCUGGAGCAGUUCCUGAGCGCGCUGCCCAGGGAGCUGCAGGCCCGGGUGCGCGAGCAGCAGCCCCAGAGCGGUGAGGAGGCUGUGGCCCUGGUGGAGGAGCUACAGAAGCCACCAGGGGGAGCCCGGCUGCAGGACGUGCCCUCCCAGGAGGUGGAGUCCGAGGCUUCGGUGCUGGGAGCCCAGGCCAAGGGGCCUCCCCCGAUGGUGGGGGCGCAGGGCCAGCCUGGCCCCGGGGAGCAGCACAGCCCUGAUGCUCAGCGUCCUGCUUUUCUUAAAGAGGGGAGUCCCGGAGACGCCAGGGACACUGGCUUUGCCCCGGGGGUGCACGGACUCGUGACCUUUGGAGACAUUCCCUUCUACUUCUCCCGGGAAGAAUGGAGGUGCCUGGACCCUGCGCGGAGGGACCUCUUCUGGGACAUAAAGCGGCAGAACUCCCAGAACAUCUUCCAGGGUUUGGGGCGCCAGAGUCGGAACGAGAGGCCCCGGCUGGAGGAGGCGGGGCCCACGCGCCUGGGCCGGGCAGGCGACCUGGGCGACGACACCAGAGACGGGCCUGGGUCGUGGCGCUCGGAGGAGGAGGAGGAGUCGGCCGAGGCCUGGGCUAGGCCGGGGGCGGCGGGGGCGCGGGCGGCGGGCGCUCGGCGGGGACACACGGAGAAGCCGCACAGCUGCGACCAGUGCGGGAAGCGCUUCCGCUGGGGCUCGGACCUGGCGCGCCACCAGCGCACGCACACGGGCGAAAAGCCGCACAAGUGCCAGGCGUGCGACAAGAGCUUCCGCAGCUCGUCAGACCUGGUGCGGCACCAGGGCGUGCACACGGGCCAGAAGCCCUUCUCCUGCGCCCAGUGCGGCAAGAGCUUCAGCCGCAGCGCCUACCUGGCCAGCCACCAGCGCAUCCACACAGGCGAGAAGCCGUUCGGCUGCAGCGACUGCGGCAAGAGCUUCUCGCUGCGCUCCUACCUGCUGGACCACCGGCGCGUGCACACGGGCGAGCGGCCCUUCGGCUGCGGCGAGUGCGACAAGAGCUUCAAGCAGCGUGCGCACCUCAUCGCGCACCAGAGCCUGCACGCCAAGACGGCGCAGCCCGUGGGCUGAGAGCGCCCCCAGCGGCCUCUGCCGCGCUCCCUCCCGCCUGCUUGCCGGGCCGGUCCUGCUCCUGCUUCCUGAAGCCCCAGCAGCUCUGGCCACGGAAACUCGGUUGCAGGAAGUGGGGGCUAGGAACCUGGUUGCCUGGUUUGCUCUGGGGCGCUGUUCUGAGGGUAGGGACAGACCUUGAUUCCCCCUGCCCGGGCUCUGACAGGAUAGUCACUGCCCAUGACAGUCUGCCCUGCCUGGGGGCCCACGCCUUACACCUCCAGCGGGGGCUAGGAGGGCACUGUGGUACUUAACACUAGCAUCUAUCAGCACUUGGCUAGCACUGCACCCUGGAGACUGCUGGCCCCAGGUGCACAUGCAGCGCC